This is a messenger RNA of Heteronotia binoei (common prickly gecko), 3945 nucleotides long. RefSeq names its product monoacylglycerol lipase ABHD6-like. The coding region runs from base 227 to 1240 and encodes 337 amino acids. Lineage: Eukaryota; Metazoa; Chordata; Lepidosauria; Squamata; Gekkonidae. The transcript has 9 exons. The record is from RefSeq and is a predicted model, not a curated record.
AAAACCGUCUCAUUGGCACCAGUCGGCCUUGUGGGAGGAGGCGGAAAACGAGCUUCCUCUUACAUCCCUUUUCUAUCGGAGGGCGAAGGCGGCCUCGCGAUCUUCGCCUUUAAGGUCCAAGCGAGGUAGAGCGAAGCGGAGGUGCGGCUAUUCCGGGGCCUGGAGCCCCAGCGCAGAAGAACCGGUGCAGCCAGCAGAGGUAAGGCAGAGCUGUAAGGAAGACAAGAUGGACCUUGAUGUGCUAAACAUGUUCGUAAUAGCCGGAGGCACUCUGGCCAUCCCUAUUCUGGCAUUCGUAGCAUCCUUCCUCCUGUGGCCUUCAGCACUGAUUAAAAUAUAUUACUGGUAUUGGCGCCGGGCACUGGGCAUGCAAGUUAGAUAUGCCAACUGUGACGACUACCAGUUUUGCUAUUCCUACCGAGGGAGACCUGGACACAGGCCCUCCAUACUCAUGUUACAUGGAUUCUCGGCACACAAAGAUAUGUGGCUCUCUAUAGUCAAGUUCCUUCCGAAGCACUUGCACUUGAUUUGUGUUGAUAUGCCUGGCCAUGAGGGCACCACCCGAUCAUCCCUAGAUGACUACUCAAUUUAUGGGCAAGUGAAAAGAAUACACCAGUUUGUUGAAUGUAUCAAUCUGAACAGAAAACCCUUCCAUCUGGUAGGCACUUCAAUGGGUGGAAAUGUUGCAGGCGUUUAUGCUGCUCAGUACCCAGCAGACAUCUGCAGUUUAAGCCUUGUGUGCCCUGCAGGAUUACAGGCUUCCAAAGCUAGCAAAUUUGUUAAGCAGCUACAGGAGCUGGAAGAGUCUGAGAGCAUGGACAGGAUUCCAUUAAUUCCAUCCACCCCUGAGGAAAUGGCAGACAUGUUAAAGCUCUGCUCUUAUGUUCGCUUCAAAGUCCCCCAGCAGAUCUUGCAGGGACUCGUUGAUGUGCGCAUACCACAUAAUGAAUUUUACCGUAAAUUAUUUUUAGAGAUUGCAGAUGAAAAGUCAAGAAACUCUCUUUAUGAAAACAUGAACAAGAUCAAAGCCCCAACACAGAUCAUCUGGGGAAAGCAAGAUCAGGUGCUGGAUGUUUCAGGAGCAGAUAUUUUAGCAAAAUCAAUUCCUGACUGUCAAGUACACAUUUUGGAAAACUGUGGACACACUGUAGUCGUGGAGCGGCCCAGGAAAACAGCAAAGCUCCUCUUGGAGUUCUUAGCUACUGUCCAGAAUGCAGAAAACAAUAAGAAACUGGCUUGAACUUUCAUUGUCAAUUGAACCCUUAAGCUAGAUGUUUCGGUUGUGAUGAAAUUCUCAGGGAUCUUGUACAGAACUUGGUGACCGUGCCAAAAUCCCUGAAGAAAUCUGAAAAUUUGAUCUAUUAAUUUGUAGUUCCGCCAGUGCAGUGACUGAAAGGACACUGAAUAAAGUUCAGGAUAUGGUUGCUCAUGGUAAAGUCCAGUAAAGUUCCACAAUAUUUGGGAAGUAGUAGAAGACCUAUCAUAUCUGUGGUACUAUACAUUUAUUUUUCUUUUGGGACUAUCCCAUUUAUUUUUAUAACAUUUUCACAAAUUUUAAAACUAGAUAUCCAAGUUGGGAUUGGAUUCUGUGUUAAUUAGAUAGCCUGAAGAUAUACAGAUCCACUUUUUUAUCUUACACAGUUGAUAAUUUUCAUCCUUUGCAAUGACCUGGUAUAUUGUAAAGCCUGGAUGAGUGGAAGAAGAUGGGCAGUUCUUGUGGUGGCUUCCUGAUUUCAACCAAUCUUCUUGCAAUGUUAUGGUGCAAUUCCAAACAGAAUUUGUACCCCUAUAUGUCCAUUGAUUUCUAUGAACUUAGAAGGGUGUAACUCUGCUUAGGGUGACAUUAUGCCUACCUUAUCCUAAGCAGCUUUGCUCAUAACUAAGUACCACUGAUUUCAGUGGGCCUUACUUCCAACUAAAAUGUGUAGAGGACUACAGACUGAGUUACCUGAGGAAAAAAAUGUAUUUCCUGCUUAUCUACUGGACUUUACCCAUAGAGUACAUGUCAUAUAAUUAUUUAUAUAAUAUAUAAACUAGAAUAUGACCUGAAAUCAGAAAAUUCUAUAUCAUGGAAUGUACUGGCCAAUCCUUAUGUUUAUAUGCAGCUCUGUUAUGUGAUCUAGCAUAAUAUCUGGCUAAUUGGAACGUAGAUGUCAAUGACAUUCAUUUAAAAUAUAUAGGAAACACAGUAAAGAGGAAAACUUCAUAGAUGGAGAGCCUCAGAGGUAUCCUGCCUCAGUAUAUAUGGCUUUGCAUGAUAAGCAGCUCUUACAGAAGAUUCUGGCGAUCAAAAUGUUUGCAGAAGUGCCGUUUUUGUAGCUCAUUAAUUUAUUAUUUUGUCAGAGAAUGAAGGUGACAUACAAGAUGUUAAUGGAAUAAAAGUUUCAUGGACUGUGCAGCUCUAUACUGUUUACACUAAUUUAUUAUGGAUGAGUUUUUCUGUCCCUUGAUGACUCCUUUGUUAUGUAUGUACUGCCUUAAUUGUCAGCAAUGCUGAAAUAAUGGUAUCAUCUGGCUUUGCUUUCAUUAUAAGUAUGUUCUUAUAAGCCUGUGGUUGUGAUAUCCAAACAACUCUGGAAAUAACUGGUCUAGGAAUUCAAGCUUUUAAGGGGCAAUUCAUUGCUAUAGAAUUCAUGUGCACACACACCAACCUGGUUUAGAUCUACUGAGGUCAAGUGAACUAACUGCACCUGUAUUUAUGUGAUUAGCAAAUCGUUCCCUAAGUAAAGCGAUCUUUCUGUACAGUUAAUAAACCAUGGAGCCAUUUUGGAGCCAAUCCUGGAGCCAUUUUUUCCAUCUAGGUGGGAUCGGAUCCAAGCAAUAACUACUGUAGACACACAAGUGAUCAAAUUCAGGUGCAAGUGGGAGUGAGCUGUUUUCUCAGCUCUUUUCUUAAUUACAUGGUCCAUUGAGUGUUUUGAUGUAAAUACCUGAGUUAUUGUAAUGAAUUCUAUGAAUUCUGUGAAUGGUUAAAUAAUUGGGAGUGGGGAUGAAUAAUGGAUGAAAUAUGUAACAAUAAAAUAUAAUUAGAGUGUUCUAAAGGCUUGUCUGCUUACCAAACUCUUACAGUGUGAAUUAUUUAUCAGAUGCUGUAUAAGCUUCAACAGAUUGCAUUUUAAAAAAGUAUAUAGGGACAGAGCAUACCAAAAAUGGUAGUCUUUUCUUUUUCCGGUUAUUUGUACUAGUAUCUGGCAGCACGUUGUAGCUGAAUGAUAGUCUGUAUUAAAACCAGAAAACUAAGCUUGUUGCAUAACCAUGAUUUUUUUUAACAUAUGGGGAAGGUUUUUGAAAAUCUAAUUCCCCUCUUACAAAAUGUGCAGCAAGCUUCAUUGCUAAUUUUCAUACAAAUUUAUUUCAGUAUGUGCACUUAGGAUAAAAAACCCUCAUUACACACAUACUCCAAAACAGUCCUAGUAAAUUGGUGGGUCCACUUGAGAAUUAAUGGAUUAAGAUUGCAACCACAAAAGAAUUUAUUGCAGCACUUGAUGGCAAAUGCCUUCUUUGGUUCUUGUUCUUGCUUUUACUGGGAGCCACUGAGUAUAUAGGCUAAUACGCCACUAUGUCACUAUACAUCUAGUUAUAGGUUUUGCAUUUGGAUUCUGAAGUCUCAUUAUAUUAUAAUCUGCAUGGUUUUACUGUACAUUUCUUUGAAUUUAUGGCUGCCAUAUGACUUUUAAUGUGGUACAUAAAGUCCCCAUGUUUAGAAUUGUUAUUAUUUAUUAAAAUAUGUGUCCAUCUUUAAUUUGAGAAGAUCAGGAAACUGCUCUUUAUUUGAUCAUUGUUUCUGCUACAGGUGUAGGAACAUACAAAAAGGCUGGUUAUCUUAAUGCAUAUAAAACUGGAAGAGACAGAGAAAGUAAAGAGCUACAUGUUUUCUCAUGGUGUUCAGAUUUUAGUGAUCUGUCAUAUGCAAAAGGAUUUGAUUAAAAUGUAAUUGAAAGAAAA